Manis pentadactyla (Chinese pangolin) is the source of this 2670-nucleotide messenger RNA. It is a transcript of the gene CLPX, whose product is annotated as caseinolytic mitochondrial matrix peptidase chaperone subunit X. Gene Ontology annotation, cellular component: mitochondrial matrix. The record is from RefSeq and is a predicted model, not a curated record. Gene Ontology annotation, biological process: proteolysis; protein folding; protein catabolic process. The coding region runs from base 173 to 2074 and encodes 633 amino acids. NCBI's taxonomy places the organism in Eukaryota, Metazoa, Chordata, Mammalia, Pholidota, Manidae. Gene Ontology annotation, molecular function: zinc ion binding; ATP binding; ATP-dependent protein folding chaperone. The transcript has 14 exons.
CAGAAGAGCACAGAGAGCGCGCGGGCCUGGAUGCUGGGUGGGUGAACUCUGCCCUGGGCCUAGGGCCAGCGGGAGGAUCCGGAGCCAAAUCUGCGCGCCCUGCGAGCGGUAACCGGGCUGCUGAGAUCCGGAGGGCGGCAGGGGCCAAAGCCCCAGCCUACGCCCCGCGGAGAUGUCCGGGUGCGGCGCCUGUACUUGCGGUGCGGCCGCCUCGCGGCUCAUCACCUCCUCCCUCACCUCCGCGCAGAGAGGUAUUUCUUGUGGCCGCAUUCAUAUACCUGUUUUAGGAAGGCUUGGGACCUUUGAAACCCAGAUUCUACGAAGAACUCCUUUUAGAACCUUUACAGAAACACCAGCAUACUUUGCGUCAAAAGAUGGGAUGAGUAAAGAUGGCUCUGGAGAUGGAAAUAAGAAAUCAGCAAGUGAGGGAAGCAGUAAGAAAUCAGGCUCUGGGAGUUCUGGGAAAGGUGGAAACCAGCUGCGCUGUCCUAAAUGUGGUGACUUGUGCACUCAUGUAGAGACCUUUGUGUCUUCCACCCGUUUUGUGAAAUGUGAAAAAUGUCAUCAUUUUUUUGUUGUGCUAUCUGAAGCAGACUCAAAGAAAAGCAUAAUUAAAGAACCCGAAUCAGCAGCAGAAGCUGUAAAAUUGGCGUUCCAACAGAAACCACCUCCUCCCCCUAAGAAGAUUUAUAACUACCUCGACAAAUAUGUUGUUGGCCAGUCAUUUGCUAAGAAGGUGCUUUCAGUUGCUGUGUACAAUCAUUAUAAGAGAAUAUAUAAUAAUAUCCCAGCAAAUCUGAGACAGCAAGCCGAGGUUGAGAAGCAGACAUCAUUAACACCUAGAGAGUUAGAAAUAAGAAGACGGGAGGAUGAGUACAGAUUUACAAAAUUGCUUCAGAUUGCUGGAAUUAGUCCACAUGGGAAUGCUUUAGGAGCAUCCAUGCAGCAACAGGUAAAUCAACAAAUACCUCAGGAAAAACGAGGAGGUGAAGUAUUGGAUUCUUCUCAUGAUGACAUAAAACUUGAAAAGAGUAAUAUUUUGCUGCUCGGACCAACUGGGUCAGGUAAAACUCUGCUGGCACAAACCCUAGCUAAAUGCCUUGAUGUCCCUUUUGCUAUUUGUGACUGUACGACUUUGACUCAGGCUGGAUAUGUAGGUGAAGAUAUUGAAUCUGUGAUUGCCAAACUGCUCCAAGAUGCCAAUUAUAAUGUAGAGAAAGCACAACAAGGAAUUGUCUUUCUGGAUGAAGUAGAUAAGAUUGGCAGUGUGCCAGGCAUUCAUCAGUUACGGGAUGUAGGUGGAGAAGGCGUUCAGCAAGGCUUAUUGAAACUACUAGAGGGCACAAUAGUCAAUGUUCCAGAAAAGAAUUCCCGCAAGCUACGUGGAGAAACAGUACAAGUUGAUACAACAAAUGUCCUGUUUGUUGCAUCUGGUGCUUUUAAUGGUUUAGACAGAAUCAUCAGCAGGAGGAAGAAUGAAAAGUAUCUUGGGUUUGGAACACCAUCUAAUCUUGGAAAAGGCAGAAGGGCUGCAGCUGCUGCAGACCUUGCCAACAGAAGUGGAGAAUCAAAUACCCACCAAGACAUUGAAGAAAAAGAUCGAUUAUUGCGUCAUGUAGAAGCCAGAGAUCUCAUUGAAUUUGGCAUGAUUCCUGAGUUUGUGGGACGGUUGCCUGUCGUAGUUCCUUUGCAUAGCCUAGAUGAGAAAACACUUGUACAAAUACUCACUGAGCCACAUAAUGCUGUUAUUCCUCAGUACCAGGCCUUAUUCAGCAUGGAUAAGUGUGAACUGAAUGUUACUGAAGAUGCUUUGAAAGCUAUAGCUAGAUUGGCACUAGAACGAAAAACAGGUGCACGAGGCCUUCGAUCCAUAAUGGAAAAGCUGUUACUAGAACCAAUGUUUGAAGUCCCUAAUUCUGAUAUUGUAUGUGUGGAGGUUGACAAAGAAGUAGUAGAAGGAAAAAAGGAACCAGGAUACAUCCGGGCUCCAACAAAAGAAUCUUCUGAAGAGGAGUAUGACUCUGGAGUUGAAGAAGAAGGAUGGCCUCGCCAAGCUGAUGCCGCGAACAGCUAAAUUGUCAGACUUUUGUCCUGUAUAUAAAGCUUUCCCUUCGUUUACUUAGGAUUGUGACUAUGUCUACAGUCUGACAUUAAAAGCAUUGGAUCAAUCUUGGAUAUCAUACAUGAUCAGAAGCCUUUAGGAUAAAAAUCAGAUCAUGUAUAUUAUGUAACAUCAUAUUGAUUUAUACAGAGGACAUUAUGUGGACUUCAGUGACACAAUGUUGAGAUAAAAUGUACAUUGUUUUGGUUCAGUUUUUUAAAAAUACGCUUUAACAAAAUUCUUAGUUCUUUUAAGCAGUGCAGGUGUUGCAAUAACUGUGGAUUUUACAAUAUUGUCACUCUACAAAUGGGAAAUAAAUUCUUUAAAAUUUAAGAUUGGGAUACCAUUUUUUAGUUUAACCUUUUUCUACCCAUAUUUGUCUCCCGAAAAUAUUAGAAUUGUGUUCACCUUAAAAAUUGGAACAGUUUCCAGGUAGUUAAAAAUUUCAUGGAAAAAGUACCCAGAAGAACCAUAUUUUGAUGAUCUGUUUAGCUGUAUUCCUAGUCUUACCUGCUAAUGUGUGACCACUGACUCCCCAACUGGUGUUAUAAAAAAGGCCAUUCUCUGGC